Messenger RNA from Pelobates cultripes (western spadefoot toad), 336 nucleotides. The record is from the annotation of a GenBank genome assembly. NCBI's taxonomy places the organism in Eukaryota, Metazoa, Chordata, Amphibia, Anura, Pelobatidae.
AUGGCUAAUGGCACCCAGGGGCAGCCCAUAGUACACACCGGGAGCUGGAGGGCUACCUUACCUCGCUCUGCUAGCGGUAGAAAUGCCAUAUACGCCCGAUUCUUCCAACGGAAGAAACAAGUGAAGCGCCCGUGCGGUGCGAAGCACUCGAGCCAUCUCUCACCUCGCUCAGCUUCCCCAACCAUGAAAGGACCUGUCCGGGGGCAAGUUUAUUCCAACACGCUGCCACCUAUACAGAGCUCUGGCACGCUGACACUCAGGGACAUGCUUGGGCAAUCCCCAACAGCACCUCCUAGCACAUGGAAGGAAUGGGCCUUGAGAAGAGGCAUCGGCUGA